This is a messenger RNA of Aspergillus clavatus NRRL 1, 1044 nucleotides long. RefSeq names its product glycoside hydrolase family 16 protein. The record is from RefSeq and is a predicted model, not a curated record. The transcript is spliced from 3 exons. NCBI's taxonomy places the organism in Eukaryota, Fungi, Ascomycota, Eurotiomycetes, Eurotiales, Aspergillaceae. Gene Ontology annotation, biological process: glucan catabolic process. Bases 1 to 1044 code for a protein of 347 amino acids. Gene Ontology annotation, molecular function: hydrolase activity, hydrolyzing O-glycosyl compounds.
AUGCACGUCUGGUCCACCCUUCUUCCUGUCCUCGGUCUUGGCCUCUCAGCCCAGCAGGCUCUGGCUGCCUACGUCCUCCAGGAUGACUAUGCGACUACCGCCUCGUUCUUCAAUCAGUUCUCUUUCUGGACCGGCGAGGACCCGACCCACGGCUUCGUCAACUACGUCGACCGUGCUACUGCGCAGAACGCCGGCCUGAUUGCCGCGGAUAAUGGAGUCUACCUCGGUGUUGACUACACCAACACUGCCCCGGCUGGCCGGCAGAGCGUGCGUCUCACUAGCACUAAGAGCUACACGCACGGCCUUGUCAUCAUUGAUCUGGCCCACAUGCCAGCCAGCAUCUGCGGAGCCUGGCCUGCCUUCUGGAUGGUCGGCCCCGACUGGCCCAACCACGGCGAAAUCGACAUCAUCGAGGGCGUCAACGACCAAACCAACAACGCAAUGACCCUGCACACCGCCGACGGCUGCUCCAUCGCCCACUCCGGCUUCUCCGGCACCCUGCAGACCUCGAACUGCUUCAUCAAAGCCCCCGGCCAGCCUGCCAACACCGGCUGCGGCAUCGCUGCCUCCGCCCCAAACACCUACGGCACGCCCUUUAACGCCGGCGGCGGCGGCGUCUACGCCACCGAAUGGACCUCCUCCGCCAUCAGCGUCUGGUUCUUCCCGCGCACCGGGAUCCCCGCAGACAUCGCGGGCGGGUAUCCCGACCCGAGCUCGUGGGGCCUGCCCCAGGCGCGGUUUGCGGGAGAUUGCAACAUCGACUCGCACUUCAGUGGGCUGCAGAUUGUCUUCGACACCACCUUCUGCGGCGACUGGGCCGGCGCCGUCUGGGGUUCUGGCGCGUGCGCCGCAAAGGCCGGCACGUGCAAUGACUAUGUCGCGAACAACCCUCGCGAUUUCCAAGAGGCGUACUGGAGAGUCAACUCGUUGAAGGUGUACCAGGAUGCUGCUGGCGCGUAUGGCGGCAAUACGACCGCCCAGGCGCGGGCGAGGGGGCAUAAACAUGCGUCGCAGCACAAGCACAAGCACAACCACGGUCAUUAG